CGAUCCUCUCUGCUGUUCUGCCGUUACCGCAAGCUCAACACCAUCGUCAAUUCUCUGUCUCUUCAGGCUCUCCCAAGCCUGCCAGUCGGGCUGCCAUUCCUUUAGCUCUGCAAUCGCUUCUACACACUCCUUAUCCAGCUUCACCGGCCCCCUUGCCAUUUUCUUCCUCACCCAUAGUCAUUCUUUCGAGUCGAAUAUCUGCAGUAAUUGUCGUUGCUUGUUUGCUACACAGUUGACCUUUGCCCGCUUAGCAUUGCCGUGCCUGUGCCUGUUUCAAUUCCAUCGCAUCUUCUGUAAAGGACGAACGCCAUCUGAAACCACUCACAAUCCGAACUAUCAGACGAAUCGAAUCGAGACCUUGACUGGUUACUUCCCUUCACACCAACCCAGCUACCAGUCGUAUCGUCGCCAUUUUUUCUGAUCGCCGCCACGACAAGUCAGACGCUGCCAAUUCUUCGAAACGAGUCUCAACCCACGAGCCAGACCGCAGACACCCUUUUGGCGAAGGGUAUAGGCUGCGACCGCCGCCAUCAUGGAGAAUAGAGGAGCAGAUUAUGUGCCGCGGUUAGGACCACGGAUUCCACCACGACACUUGCUGGGAGAAAUGGAUUCUUCUUCAGUGGUCGACUUCAAAACACCCAGCCGUGUGGUAGAACCACGAGCAGCAGAUUCAACGACCGCCAAUGGCGUCGAAAUGUGCGGAGCAAACCCUUGUGAGAAAGGUACAAGCACGUCGUCUUACACAAUACCCAUUGUAUUGGGAGCAGUGUAAGUCAUCUAAAGUCGGCUUACCCAUCUCACAUAUUGACUCUGUAAUUAGUAUCCCAGUAGUUGGCGCGAUCAUUUUGUUUGUGCUUCUUCAACGUAGACAUGUUAAAAAACAGCGGGAAGAGGAUGCCAACGACAGGCAUGCAUCUUUAGAUUUUGGAUUGGGCGAUGUGCCAAAGGCAGCACCGGGGAUGAACGAGAAAUCUACCGGCGUAUCUCGUCGUCAAGUCUCGAUGGACCUGGGUCUCGAAAGCCCUUAUGUUCUUCCUCCAGAGCUGCAACAGAGUCGGGAGUCUCUUCACUCUCUUUCCCGGACUGUCCACCAAAAAGAGGACCCGUACCGCUCUGUCUCCGCCUAUUACGGAGGUGAUGCUCGAUCAAUUCAUUCCAAUUCAAAGGGAGGCUCAUCAAUUUACACCGGUUCGAGUACACCAUCAAGAAUGCAAGAGCUGUCCACUGCUGAUCUGCUUGGAAACGCUGCUUCUAUGCCACGGAGCCCCGGACUAAGGAGCCCUGGACCAGCAUUUGUACCACCACCGCGCCAAAAUUCUCUGCCUCCAAACCAUAUGCCAGCUCCUGUUUCUCCUAUACCAGCCAUUCCAAACACCCCGAGAACUGCUGCACCACCACCUGCAAUCAACACCAAUGUCGGACAUCUCGGCUCGCCGGACGCUAACGCAAGAAAGGGGUUACCAGCCAGUCCUCACGCAGGUCGGGCAAUGACACCUACACAAAUUAACACUCCAAUGCCAACCUCCGUUGUUAUCGAAGACGUCCGUGAUUCUUAUUCCAGUAGGCAAAGCAAUAACUAUCUUGGUGAUAUGAUUGAUUCGGCCCCCGCGCCUCCUCAAAACGGUCUUGGUCGCCCACAAAUGCCUAACGCAGCCCUGCCUGCCAGCCCACGACCACCUCGUAAAGAUUCCAAGGCCGGUCCUCCAGGUACCGGUCCUGCAGGUGGUGAGGAACUUGGUGACGGAAUCAUGGUUACACCGCCAUCGCCUGGCCGUGCAAGCAAGGCUGAGGUCAUGCGCGGCCAGCGAUACUCUAUGGAUGUCCCACCAGAGGAGUUUGCCCAAGCUGGUUUGGGUGCCCCGGGAUUUGAUGCAAAGCGUUUAUCCAUGGGUUUCCGACCACUUCCUCCAAAUGCCGCUACAGAAUCAGAUGACCCAGAAAUUCGUGCCAACAGAAUUCGAUCGUUUUACAAAGAGUACUUUGACGACUCAAAGCCAGCUCCAGAAGGUGAAUACAUUGAUGACUAUGAAGAGAAUUAUCUGGGGGAUGCCGCCUAUUAUGAUCCGGACAGCAAUUCAUUUAUUAUGCCAUAUGCCGAACCAGUUGCCAGACGUGCCAUGACACCGCCUCCAGGAGGACGAAAGUUCAUGGGUCAAGGACCACCUCGCCCCCGAAACGGUUCGAUGGGUGGAGUGAGUCUCGGUGGUGGUCGACCAGGCGGGCCACAAUUCAGAGGAGUCCCAGGACCUCGAGCACAUUCUUCUGCGUCCGGACGUAUGGGUCCACCUGGACAGCAACGAGGUAGAAAACCAAUGCCACCUCCAGCAGCCCUUAAUACCAUGCCAAAUCCAUCUAAACUUCGAGAUGAUUCAUUCGCCUUGAUGCAAUCGAUGGAUUUCGCUCCACCAACAUCAAUCCGUGAGCGACAGCAAGGUCGAUCCCAAAGUCCAUUCGGAGAGAGGCGAGCAUACUCCCCAACUGUUCGGGCUUACACUCCAACUGCCAGCGCUUUUGAAGAGCUUGCUCCUAUGCCCAGCCCGUAAGUACUCAAUCAUUCACCACACAGCCCAUAUCAUGCUAACUUUCAACCUAGACAUUUGCUUAGAAGAUCUGGAACCUUUACCGCUCUGGACUUUGCUCCUCCAAAGAGAAUCAGAGACCCUGAAAACAUGAGCGAUGCUGGUAGUAUUCGAAGCAACAAGAGCGGAAUCUCUCAAAGUCAGCUCAGUGCUAUCCGUAAAGGAGCUUAUCGUGCCAGUCGUAUCCCCAAGGAAGCCGUUACCACCAAGGACGAUUUUGUUAACCAGUUAAAACCUACAUGGGGUAUGCGAGCCGACAAAUAGUUGGACCAACAUAAUGUUUUUUCGUCACGUUGACCCUCAAUUUUCCGGGCCUCGUAUUAUCGGCAUUUUGAGCGCGCAUUUAUUUUGAAUUUCUUUCUCGCGACCUACCAUUGGCAUAUUUUCUUUAUGAUGACCACCCCGCGACAAAUCCACUGGAUCAUAUUGUCGAAAGAGGAAAUGACUGUGCAAUUGUGUUUUGAUCUCCCCCAAAUUCUUCCAGCCUCCAGUAUUUCUAAUAAUUUACUGGUAAUGUCUUUAUUUUUUUCGUGUAAUAGAUUGGAGAUGGGAGCAAUUACUUAUUUUUGGGAAAGGGCGCAGACCAGUUUCCUUGGGCGCACAGAUAAUUUCUUUCACAUAUGGGU
Hymenoscyphus albidus is the source of this 3205-nucleotide messenger RNA. The record is from the annotation of a GenBank genome assembly. NCBI's taxonomy places the organism in Eukaryota, Fungi, Ascomycota, Leotiomycetes, Helotiales, Helotiaceae.